Messenger RNA from Zychaea mexicana, 1248 nucleotides. Its product is annotated as isocitrate dehydrogenase [NADP]. The transcript has 6 exons. NCBI's taxonomy places the organism in Eukaryota, Fungi, Mucoromycota, Mucoromycetes, Mucorales, Lichtheimiaceae. Bases 1 to 1248 code for a protein of 415 amino acids. Gene Ontology annotation, molecular function: NAD binding; magnesium ion binding; isocitrate dehydrogenase (NADP+) activity. Gene Ontology annotation, biological process: isocitrate metabolic process. Gene Ontology annotation, cellular component: mitochondrion. The record is from RefSeq and is a predicted model, not a curated record.
AUGGCUGCUGGCAAGAUUGUCGUAAAGAACCCCGUUGUCGACCUCGAUGGUGAUGAAAUGACCAGAAUUAUCUGGCAGUUCAUCAAGGAGAAGCUUAUUCUCCCUUACCUCGACCUUGAUAUCAAGUACUAUGAUCUUAGCGUCACCUACCGUGAUGAGACCAACGACCAGGUGACCGUUGAUGCUGCCGAAGCCAUCAAGAAGUACAACGUCGGUAUCAAGUGUGCCACCAUCACCCCUGAUGAAGCUCGUGUUGAAGAAUUCAAGCUCAAGAAGAUGUGGAAGUCGCCCAAUGGUACUCUUCGUAACAUUUUGAACGGAACUGUUUUCCGUGAGCCCAUUGUGCUCCAAAGUUUGCCUCGUCUCGUUCCCGGCUGGACUGAGCCCGUGAUCAUUGGCAGACACGCUUUCGGUGACCAGUACCGUGCCACUGACUUUGUCACUGGCGGCGCUGGUAAGCUCGAGAUGACCUUCACUCCUGCUGAUGGCUCUGAGCCCAAAAAGUACCAGGUCUACGAAUUCGAGGGCACUGGUGGUGUUGCCAUGUCCAUGUACAACACUGACGAAUCCAUCGAAGGUUUCGGCCACGCCUGUUUCCGUAUGGCCAUUGACCGCAAGAUGCCCAUGUACUUGAGCACCAAGAACACCAUCUUGAAGGCCUACGACGGUCGCUUCAAGGAUAUCUUCCAAGAAAUCUACGAAAAGGAAUACCAGUCCCAGUUCGAGGCCCUUGGCAUCUGGUACGAGCACAGACUCAUCGACGACAUGGUCGCUCAGAUGCUCAAGUCCAAGGGCGGUUUCGUUUGGGCUUGCAAGAACUACGAUGGUGAUGUCCAGUCUGAUAUCCUCGCCCAGGGCUACGGUUCCCUUGGUCUCAUGACCUCUGUCCUUUACACCCCCGAUGGCAAGACCGUUGAGGCUGAAGCUGCCCACGGUACUGUCACCAGACAUUACAGAGAGCACCAAAAGGGUAACGCUACCUCGACCAACCCCAUCGCCUCUAUCUUUGCCUGGACCCGUGGUUUGGCCCACCGUGCCAAGCUUGACGAAAACGCUGAGCUGGCUCAGUUCUGCAAGGACCUUGAGCAGGCCUGCAUUGAUGUCAUUGAGGUUGACAAGAAGAUGACCAAGGAUUUGGCUUUGUCGCUUUACGGCAAGGACAUGAAGCGCGAGCACUACUCUACCACCGAAGAAUUCUUGCAGCAGAUCUCUGACAAGUUGGCAUCCAUCCGCAGCAGCUCGGCGUGA